This is a messenger RNA of Labrus mixtus (cuckoo wrasse), 1889 nucleotides long. Its product is annotated as zona pellucida sperm-binding protein 1-like. Gene Ontology annotation, biological process: prevention of polyspermy; binding of sperm to zona pellucida. Bases 277 to 1854 code for a protein of 525 amino acids. The record is from RefSeq and is a predicted model, not a curated record. Gene Ontology annotation, molecular function: structural constituent of egg coat; acrosin binding. The transcript is spliced from 12 exons. Gene Ontology annotation, cellular component: egg coat. NCBI's taxonomy places the organism in Eukaryota, Metazoa, Chordata, Actinopteri, Labriformes, Labridae.
CUUAUUGUGUCGUACUUUUCAAAGCAGCAGAUUUGACCUGCAGCUCUCAGGUAAACAACACGGACUCAGUAUUACAUAAUGUUUGAGAGGUUUUUUUUACAUGUACAGAAAUAAAAGUGCCUCAGUGUAAUGAAGCUCUUCACUUCUGCAAGCUUCAAACUAAUUAACGCUGAUUAAGAGAUGUCGCGUGACCGUGACCCCUCCCCGUGUCAAAGAAAGGUCAUCGUGUCUCUGAGAGCAAAGCCUGCAUCAACCAAACGUCCAGUCUGUUAGAAGAUGAAUCAUCACUGUGAUAUGUGUGUUUGGAUUUAUAUAAUAAUCGCGGUCAUGGCUCCCCGCUGUGUGUGUGUGAAGGAAACACCUGAGCAGCUCGUGUUACCGCGGGUCACGUGCUCAGCCCGGAGGAUCACAGCUGUGUUUGGUUCUCUGGUCGACAGUAACGUUCACGUCAAAGACGUGACAGGAGCUCUGAUCCCAGUGUCUCAGUCUGAGGAGUCCUGUGGAGUGAAACUGAGCCGAGAGAGGAACCUGAACCUCUCCUUCUCCAGCAGAUAUGACAGCUGCUAUGUUCACAUUCAGGGCAGCCGAGCGGUCAUCACUCUGCAGGUGCAGCUGACAGGAAGGGAUGGAUGGUUCAGGGUGAACAUCAGCUGUCCUCUGAUAAAGAGACACAGCGAGAGGAGUCUACCCGCCUCGACAUCUCUCCCUGGAAGCUGUGAUGUUGAAAACGCUCUGCGAGUGGACUGUGGUCACCGACUCAUUUCAAGUGAAGCGUGCUACAAAGGAGGAUGCUGCUACGACGCUCUCCACUUCUCCUGCUUCUACAGACUCAACGCGUGCUCUCUGGACGGACACUUUGUGUUCUCGGUGCGGGCCGACCCCCCCGUCGACCCCCGCAGCCUCGCCGUCCGAGACGAGCCGCAGUGUUUGCCCGAGAUCACCACGGAGGACGCGGCGGUCUUUAAGAUCAGAGUCACAGAGUGUGGUGCAAAGAUGAAGAUGGAUGGAGACGUGAUGAUCUACGAGGUGGACGUGGAGGAGCUGCAAACUGAAGCUGACGCCAAACAUCCACCUUUUAGCCUGCAGGUCCGGUGUAAAUACGACGUGUCAGAUCUAAAGCGAGCAGCAGACUUGCGCUCCUUCUUCCCGGUGACCAACCCUCCGCCUGCGACCGCACUGGGAACCAUCAGACUGCAGAUGAGGAUCGCUAAAGACUCCUCGUUCAUGUCAUUCUACCCGGAGGAGCAGCUCCCCGUGAGGCUGCAGCUGCGUGAGGCUGCGUACGUGGAGAUCGCCAUCGCUCAGCCGUCCCCUGACCCCGCCCUCUCCCUGAGAGUUCGGGACUGCGUCGCCUACCCAGAGUCCCGACACUCUGUGUGGACGCUGUUGUACGACGGCUGUCCUAACCCUGAAGACUCCAUGAGGAGCUCCGUCCCCGUCGACAAACAGGGGAAGACCACCUCGCACUCCCAGACCAGGAGGUUUGAUGUCAAGACCUUUGCCUUCUUGGACCCUCAAACAGGAAACCCCAGUGUGGAGGAGAUCUAUUUCUUCUGCUGGGUGGAAAUCUGCACCGACGACAUCGACUGUGAUCAGCGCUGUGCCAUCAUGACGUCGGAGAACGACAGGAAGAGGAGAGAGACGAUAUCAGAGUCUGAUCAGCUGGUGUCUUUAGGACCGCUGCUGCUGGGACGCAACAACACGCAGCUCGCCGACAACCCGUGUGCCAAAGAAAACACGAUGUUUCAGGUGAUGGUGUACGUUCUCUCUGGCGUUGGCGCUGCCCUCCUAUUGGUCCUGCUGCUCACUGCGUGGUCGAGCAUCAGGAAGUGGAAGAAGACGGAGGACCAGUGACCUUUAGGAAUAAAAUAAUUCACCCAAAAUGGUGA